Messenger RNA from Sparassis crispa, 2298 nucleotides. RefSeq lists its product with no specific name. The coding region runs from base 1 to 2298 and encodes 765 amino acids. Gene Ontology annotation, molecular function: metal ion binding. The record is from RefSeq and is a predicted model, not a curated record. The transcript is spliced from 8 exons. NCBI's taxonomy places the organism in Eukaryota, Fungi, Basidiomycota, Agaricomycetes, Polyporales, Sparassidaceae.
AUGGACUCUUCGCCCUAUGUUCCCUACCAGGCAUACAAGUCAAAGAGACAUUCUAGGCACAACUCGUCCAACCCGCAAUCCGCUGCCCCUCAGCUGCGACCCCAGGCUCUCGUUGUCAAUGGUCAUUCAAGGAGUGGAUCCGUCGUGUCCCAGCAGGGGGACGGCUCGUCGCCGCUCGAGAAGCGCUGGUAUGGCAUGCCUAUUGACCCGUCGGUGAUUGUGAGACCCGCCUCGUCAGCGGGUGUAUCAUCUCAGCACGGCCGCCGUCUCUCUUUCCCCGCGAAUGGCUCAGCGACUUCGUCUGGCCAGACUUCUCCAUCUGAGGCUCCAUCGUCACCACAGCAGUCUGAUUACUCUGUUCCACCAAGAGUUAUUCCUUCACCAUCUACACCGGCGAUAUCCCGCUCCACGAACGGAAAGAGAGUUGCACACGUAUCUUCACCUGUCGCCGGGCCUUCUUCAUCCUCAGCUGCAUCGUCGGAUAAAUCACUGUCUACGGCGAGGAAGACAUCGACGUUCCGCCACGUCCCGCUGCGCGCUGCCACCACACGCAUGCCUCUCACGUCCUCGCCCUUGCGUCCCACGGAUGCACACUCUCGCACGGCCUCCACGGCCUCCACCGUUUCUCGCCAACUGGACCAACCGAUCCCUAGCCAGUCCUCCAGCCGUAUCUCCUCAACCGUCGCCUCACCUACAGUCGGACCGCACGAAAGGGCGCUGCCCUCGAUACCCUCGCUCGAGCCCGACCAGCCAUCUUCGUCCCAACCUCCUUCGUCGCACUCCAAUCAGCCGCAUCCAUCCAUCUUCGCGCCUUCCCCUAACCAUGUCAUUCCCCCACCACGCAGCUCUUCGCUGAUGCCGUCUCCGAAACCACGUGGUGCACCGCUUCCGCCAAUACCGACCCCUUCUCCUGGCCAAACGCCCUCCCCCGCUCCACCCACAUCUGUGACCAUCGCGAAGACCCGUGCCUCCGCGCGGUCGUCGGCGCCCUAUCGACCUGGUUUUCAACCGAAAGGCGUGUACCGCCCGCGCACGGAUGACUUCUUGGAAGUCCGCAAGGUCGCCCGCGAAGUCGGCCGGAUCGAGCGCACGCGGCUCGAGCGGCGACUCGAGAAGCUCAUCAGCCUGCACUUCCCCUCAGAGGCACAGAAGCAGAAAGAGGAGAUGACGCAGGCGGUCGUGCGCCCGGCAAAGAGCAACCGGCGCUUGUCCUCGAUCUUCGAGUUCGACAUAUCUAAUCUGAAGGGUAAGAACGCGAGCGACUUGUGGAAGGAGAUGAUGCAGGCUCAGGCGCCGCCGGGUGCCAAGGGAGAUAUACGAGAUGCGGAGAAGACUAUUACACCGUGGGAGGAUGACGCGUCCGUGUCGCAAUGCCCGCUGUGCUCUGCCUCAUUUCACCCGCUCACCAACCGCAAGCACCAUUGCCGUCUCUGUGGCCGUAUUAUCUGUUCACUGCCGGUGAAGUACCCUCAACGUCCUCAGACAUGCUCGCUGUUAUUCAUCGCCGACCCAAAUACCGGACGAGUCGAGGAGGUAGGCGAGGGCGUCGAUUAUGGCGUGCGAAGGCACAGCACCACUCCUCCUGAGAGGGGGAGGCGGAAAGACGACAUGCUCAGCGAGGACGAGAAGUUCUUGAAGGGUGUGAGGAUCUGUCGGGAUUGUCGGCCAGUCUUGCUACAUCAGCAGUACAAGCACGAAGUGCGGGAGGUACCUCUCUUCGCCAAGCUCUAUUCUGCCUUCAUGAACCUCGAGAAAGAGAUAGAAGAUUCAUUACCCCAGUUUCAGGAGCUGAUGCUUAGCCUCAGUAAACACGAGCGUCCCACACCCGAGGCGACUGCUGCUAGAAAGCGCCUACUGGAUGCCUUUGGCCAAUACGAUGUCCUUGCCAAGCGGAUACGUCAGCUCCCUCCUCCUGGCGGUCCCGGUAGCUCGCAGGAUCGCAUACAGCAGGCAAUCCUAGCACGAGCCAAUCUCUUCCUGCAGAAACAUAUGUUCCCGCUUCAGGCCUUGCCGAAACCGCAGAAAGCCGCGAGCCCCCAAGCGACCCCACAAGACCGUGAGGAGCAAGUUAUAGAUCCUGAUUCAGAGGUUGCCCACGUCUUGCAGCCGCUACUUGAGCAGGAAGCGUUGCUUGAGACUUUCGUUGAGGAAGCGAAGGCGCAUAGAAAGUUUGAGGACGCCAAGACCUUGAAAGCCAACCUUAGGGAGAUUCGGGCUGAGAUCGAGAGGAUCCUGGUCAACGCGGAAAGCGGCGACGACCAUGCCAGAGCACGGAAGACAAGGGGGAGAGACUCAUGA